This is a messenger RNA of Drosophila ficusphila, 649 nucleotides long. RefSeq lists its product as uncharacterized. Lineage: Eukaryota; Metazoa; Arthropoda; Insecta; Diptera; Drosophilidae. The coding region runs from base 123 to 557 and encodes 144 amino acids. The transcript has a single exon. The record is from RefSeq and is a predicted model, not a curated record.
UUCAAGACAGAUCUCAGUUUCCUUUUACUCAUACUUUCGAUAGUAAAUAAAGGUGUAAGAAACAAAAUCCGUACACAUUGAUUGCUAAAUUCUUAGUAAAAAGUAAAAGCUAUACAAAGACUAUGGAAGAACUCGUAGAGAUUGGAGCCCCGUAUCUGUACAUUAUGGGCAUUCCCGCUGAGCUUUACCGACACUGGGAAUACGUGGGGGGAUUUCUGAGCCAAGAGGAAUUCGAGGAGCAUUUCAAUGAACCUAAUCUGGAAAUUGUUUCUUUGCAACAGAUGAAUCCGCACGAAGUGAAUAGCGACUUUCAGGUGGUGCCCUCGCCACCAGAAAAUCCUGAGGAACCUCCCAUUGAUCUAACUGCUGCUGGCGAUGGACUCCAUGUCAUUCCACAGCCAUCGGAUGAUGGCGAUCCGGCAUGGAUCAUCUUUCGUCCCUCCAGACGGUCAACUCAUCGAAUGCCUUGGUUCAGUUUGGGGCGUCUAGUGCCGGCGAUCAUUGCGUUCUUCAAUGCUCUCUUCAAAAAAAUGGUGUCCCUCUUGGGAUUUGCAUGAAUCAAGUAUAUUUCCUCUGCCUGUCCAUUCAAUGAUGCAAAGCUUACUGCCCACUGCAUUACAUUCUAAUAAAAUGUAUUUUGUGUAGUGUU